UCUGAUCCGUAAAGUAGCGACAUAGGAGAUGUAGGAAAAAGAGUGGCUGGUGACACCCAAUUAAGAAUAUUUUUUUCAGUUUCUUUUCAUGGUUGUCGGUAGAUAAGGCCCGUGUCAGCGAAUAAUUCAAUACUGUUCAUCAUUGAUAGAUCCCAGACUUCAUGAAGUAGAUAAACACGCUUGCUUACCACGAUGUUCCUGCACGUUUCUCCUGUUCCCAAGCGCUUUGGAUCGUAGAUGGGGGUGCUAGUCUUAGUGAAGAAAACAGAGGAUCUGAAAACUCAAUUACUAAUAAGCCAGGCCGCUCAGGAGGUUGUAGUUAGACCGUCGCCGUCCGACACGAAGUGAAGGAAGUUCAUAUUGUUCUAUGAAAAUGAGUGAGUGUGGGGGUAGUCGAAAGUAUGGAGAGUAGUAUGCAAAGUCAAAGAGAAACCAGAUCAAGACAGAACCAAAUUGGAUUAUAUAAAUAUCAUACUGGUGUAGAACUAGGAAAAAAUGUCAGAACCAGAUUACUAAGCAAAGAAGGUUUUGGCUCGAGAGAUCCAAAGUGUAAGCUGAGCUGAUUAUGUAGUUCUUCUAGUACUAGUAUUAUAAGGUUGCAUAAUAAAGUUUGGCUUCAUUUCUCUUUGGACGCCUAUUCAUUAUCGUUGUCUAUGAUGUUUAUACGGCAUUUAGAUAGCAGAAGAAAGGAGUGCAUGGCAUAACCGAUAUUUCAUGUUGGCCACUCGCCGUUUCUUGAUCGUCACACUGCAGCUCUUAUUGAGUCUGCUUUCUUCCGCUGUAACAAAAGCGCAAAUCGCGCGCGUCGGGCAUGGUGAGACGAAAACCUGCGCCGAAGUCGGGCAACCGCAGCACGCCACUGGCGAAGCAUGCGACUACCUUACUCGAAUGUUGUACGACUGCACACAAUGCCACUCCUGCCCCGGAGGCUACUUGAUGGAUAUGCAGGUCGUCCAACCAGCCGCCGCUCCUACGCCACAGGCUUCUUCAGCGCCAUCGGAAGACAUCACCCGGAGCAGUGCCGAGAGUCUGACGGCACGAGCGACUGCUGUCCUGGCGUACAGGAUGGCCACUGCGCAGAGGGCUACGAAAAAGUGAAUCAGGGAUUGUGCGGCCACGGUCAUGCAUGGUGCGACGCGCAUGCAUGCCUGGCGUACGAAUGCCACGAAGCGGCCACGAUUUCGACCCUUGUUAUCGUCCUCAUCGUUCUGGCCCUUCUUACGCUCUACAUCGGACCAAUGGGCGGCAUGUUGUACUGCAUCUUGCAGCAGAGCCGCCUUGCCGCAAGCGGUAUCCUACAGUGCGGUCACGUCCAGGCACCCGCUGGCACAGCCGUUGACAUCCCCUCCGACAGCUGUGCUCCAGACUCGCUUUUCACCGCGUAUGAGCGACGCGAGAUGCUGCCAGCGGAUAUACGGCGCUUGAUGGCACCUGUUGAGUCUGUCAAAAUGUUUGAGCGAAUCAACGCGUCUCUGCGGGAUGCGACGGGUUUCAGGCCGUGGCACAUCGUCCUGUGGAUACCCAUGUUUGUUUUUUGGCCGAUUGGAUGCUUCAUGUUACUGAUCUGGGGCAUCGAGCUAGCGCGCAAUUUGACGGUGGCAGCGGUUGGGAAGCACAUUGAUCCACUUUGUAAGGCGAGAAACAUAAGCUACGUGCUCAUGCUGGCUACGCAGCCGGGGAAGCACGGAGGGCAGGCGCGUCCAACCCUCAUGCGUUUCGUCCUGCCUGUAGUUGAUGUCGCGUCAACGACAUAUCUUCAAAGAGAUCCCGCGGCACAGGUGCACACACAGGAGGUUUACCCAGUGUGUGGUGUAGUAGGGGAAUCUGAUGUCUUGGACACCGACACAGGGCAGCAAGGCAUAAUGUUCUAUGACCCGCGAUUUUCGUCGGUGGACUGA
Molecule: messenger RNA, 1898 nt
Organism: Amoebophrya sp. A25
Lineage: Eukaryota; Dinophyceae; Syndiniales; Amoebophryaceae
Source: the annotation of a GenBank genome assembly